AUGGAUAGUUGCAAUGGAAUGAGCGGCUCCUUAUGGCAGCACUUCCUUCGUUCAGACGCCCUAACGGCAACGAUUGUACCAACAGAAAUCAAGUCAGAAUCAUUCCUCGAGGAUCUCAACAACAUUCUCAACGCUGGUGAUGUGCCAAAUAUCUAUGGUUUCGAGGACCUCGAGGGGAUCUAUAACGCCAUGAAGGUGGUUGUCUCAGAACAGGGUCUACCCGCCACGAAGACCAACCUGUUUUCUGCCUAUGUUAAGCGUGUCCGUUCAAAUCUGCACACUGUAAUUACCAUGAGCCCGCUGGGAGAGAUCUUCCGAGCAAGACUCCGACAGUUUCCUGCGCUAGUCAGUUGUUGUACGAUCGACUGGUACAGCGAAUGGCCU
Messenger RNA from Dibothriocephalus latus, 384 nucleotides. The record is from the annotation of a GenBank genome assembly. NCBI's taxonomy places the organism in Eukaryota, Metazoa, Platyhelminthes, Cestoda, Diphyllobothriidea, Diphyllobothriidae.